Gryllus bimaculatus (two-spotted cricket) is the source of this 426-nucleotide messenger RNA. NCBI's taxonomy places the organism in Eukaryota, Metazoa, Arthropoda, Insecta, Orthoptera, Gryllidae. The record is from the annotation of a GenBank genome assembly.
AUGGCGCGGGUGGGGGCCAGGCAUGCAGGGCAGCGCUUCCGCGAGGCCCGCCCUGCUUCUCAGCCCCGCGAUCCUUCACUGGAGACGAACAAAGACUGUACAGAAAGACUUUUGAUGAAACGGUCUGGGGGUUGCCUCUUCUGUGAAACUGUGCGCGGGCGAAGGCGCCGGCGUGGCCGGGCCAGGGGCGGGGCUGGCCCGCCUGCGCUGCCCAGCGUCCAGAGGCGCCCGUCCCGAAGGGAUGGGGCCGGCGCCGGCGUGGCGUGCGGCCGGGGGGGGCCGUGGGGCGGUGGGCGAAUCGAUAAGACGCCAAACAGUAGCCCCCGGGCGCCGCACCGCGCCGAGGACGGCAGCCGGCGCCAGACGGCUCGGGGCGACUCGGCGGGCGGCGCAGCUCCGUGGAGGAUGCGGGCGCAGAGGGGCUAG